Nannospalax galili (Upper Galilee mountains blind mole rat) is the source of this 3083-nucleotide messenger RNA. It is a transcript of the gene Srrt, whose product is annotated as serrate, RNA effector molecule. The coding region runs from base 309 to 2933 and encodes 874 amino acids. Lineage: Eukaryota; Metazoa; Chordata; Mammalia; Rodentia; Spalacidae. Gene Ontology annotation, molecular function: nucleic acid binding. The transcript is spliced from 20 exons. The record is from RefSeq and is a predicted model, not a curated record. Gene Ontology annotation, biological process: mRNA processing; primary miRNA processing. Gene Ontology annotation, cellular component: nuclear body.
CCUUUUUCCCCAUCAUCCUCCCUGGUGGCUCCCUCUUUAGUACUAGUUGGUCCGGCACGGGGGUCUUAUUUGUAGUUAUAAAAGCUGAGCUCUGUGGGACCCUCGGCUGUCCCACUGUAGUCUCUCCUCGUCCUCCGGACUGAGAGUCUCCCGCGUUUCCAUCCCAUCCUCCAUUCAGUCCGGCGUCGCGCGCUCCGGUCCGCCCGGAAAACAAGCCCGCCUGCGCGCGCUUCCAACGGCUCCGACUGCGGCCAGCAUCACCACCCUGUCCACCCGUCGCCGGGCCUCAGGCCUCCUCGGACAGCACCAUGGGGGACAGUGAUGAUGAGUACGAUCGGAGGCGCAGGGACAAGUUUCGAAGAGAGCGCAGCGACUAUGACCGUUCCCGGGAAAGAGAUGAAAGACGGCGAGGGGACGACUGGAAUGACCGAGAGUGGGACCGUGGGCGAGAGCGCCGCAGCCGGGGCGAGUACCGAGACUAUGACCGCAAUCGCAGGGAGCGAUUCUCUCCCCCUCGACAUGAGCUCAGCCCCCCACAGAAGCGCAUGCGGCGAGACUGGGAUGAGCACAGCUCUGACCCAUACCACAGUGGCUAUGACAUGCCCUAUGCUGGGGGGGGUGGGGGCCCAACUUACGGCCCCCCUCAGCCCUGGGGCCACCCGGAUGUCCACAUCAUGCAGCACCAUGUCCUACCUAUCCAGGCCAGGCUGGGCAGCAUUGCUGAGAUCGACCUGGGUGUGCCACCGCCUGUGAUGAAGUCCUUCAAGGAGUUCCUCCUGUCCCUGGACGACUCUGUGGACGAGACUGAAGCUGUCAAGCGGUACAAUGACUACAAACUGGACUUCCGAAGGCAGCAGAUGCAGGACUUCUUUCUGGCUCAUAAAGAUGAGGAGUGGUUUCGGUCGAAGUAUCACCCAGAUGAGGUGGGGAAGCGUCGGCAGGAGGCCCGGGGGGCCCUGCAGAACCGGCUGAAGGUGUUCCUGUCCCUCAUGGAGAGCGGCUGGUUUGAUAUUCUCCUGUUGGACAUAGACAGAGCUGAUGCCAUUGUCAAGAUGUUGGAUGCAGCUGUCAUUAAGAUGGAAGGAGGCACUGAGAAUGAUCUACGCAUUCUGGAGCAGGAGGAUGAGGAGGAGCAGGCAGGCAAGCCCGGGGAACCCAAGAAAGAGGAGGGCCGUGUUGGCCCAGGCCUGGGGGAUGGAGAACGCAAGGCCAGCGAGAAGGAUGAGAAGAAAGAAGAUGGCAAGCAGGCUGAAAAUGACAGUUCUAAUGAUGACAAAGCAAAGAAAUCUGAAGGUGAUGGGGACAAAGAGGAAAAGAAAGAAGAGGUGGAGAAGGAAGCCAAAAAGAGCAAGAAGCGGAACAGGAAGCACAGUGGUGAUGACAGCUUCGACGAGGGCAGCGUGUCUGAGUCCGAGUCUGAGUCUGAGAGUGGCCAGGCCGAGGAGGAGAAGGAGGAGGCUGAAGAGUCACUUAAGGAAAAGGAGAAGCCCAAGGAAGAGGAGCGGGAGAAGCCGAAGGAUGCUGCUGGGCUGGAGUGUAAGCCCCGGCCCCUACAUAAGACUUGUUCCCUCUUCAUGCGUAACAUCGCGCCCAACAUCUCUCGUGCGGAGAUUAUUUCUCUCUGUAAAAGAUACCCAGGCUUCAUGCGAGUGGCACUAUCAGAGCCCCAACCGGAGAGGAGGUUUUUCCGCCGAGGCUGGGUGACUUUUGACCGCAGUGUUAAUAUUAAAGAGAUCUGUUGGAAUCUACAGAACAUCCGGCUCCGGGAAUGUGAGCUGAGCCCUGGCGUGAACAGAGAUCUGACCCGUCGUGUCCGCAACAUCAAUGGCAUCACACAGCACAAACAGAUUGUGCGUAAUGACAUCAAGCUGGCAGCCAAGCUGAUCCAUACGCUGGAUGACAGGACCCAGCUCUGGGCCUCUGAGCCUGGGACGCCUCCUGUGCCCACAAGUCUGCCCUCACAAAACCCCAUUUUAAAGAACAUCACUGACUACCUGAUCGAGGAAGUGAGUGCUGAGGAAGAGGAGCUGCUGGGGAGCAGUGGGGGGCCCCCUCCUGAGGAGCCUCCCAAAGAAGGGAACCCAGCAGAGAUCAACGUGGAGCGAGAUGAGAAGCUGAUCAAGGUCUUGGACAAACUCCUUUUGUACUUGCGCAUUGUGCAUUCCCUGGAUUAUUAUAACACCUGCGAGUACCCCAAUGAGGAUGAGAUGCCCAACCGCUGUGGCAUCAUCCACGUCCGGGGGCCCAUGCCUCCCAAUCGCAUCAGUCAUGGAGAAGUGCUGGAGUGGCAAAAGACCUUUGAGGAGAAGCUGACUCCGCUGCUGAGUGUGCGUGAAUCCCUGUCUGAGGAAGAGGCUCAAAAGAUGGGUCGCAAAGACCCUGAACAGGAAGUAGAGAAGUUUGUCACCUCUAACACACAGGAACUGGGCAAGGAUAAGUGGCUAUGUCCUCUCAGUGGCAAGAAAUUCAAGGGUCCUGAGUUUGUGCGCAAACAUAUCUUCAACAAGCAUGCAGAGAAGAUUGAAGAGGUCAAGAAGGAGGUAGCAUUUUUUAACAACUUCCUCACUGAUGCCAAGCGCCCAGCUCUGCCUGAGAUUAAGCCAGCUCAGCCACCUGGCCCUGCCCAGAUACUCCCCCCAGGCCUGACCCCAGGACUCCCCUACCCACACCAGACACCCCAAGGCCUGAUGCCCUAUGGUCAGCCCCGGCCUCCCAUCUUGGGCUAUGGAGCUGGUGCUGUCCGCCCUGCAGUCCCAACAGGAGGGCCUCCAUACCCCCAUGCUCCAUAUGGUGCUGGCCGCGGGAACUACGAUGCCUUUCGAGGCCAGGGAGGUUAUCCUGGGAAGCCUCGGAACAGGAUGGUUCGUGGAGACCCCAGAGCUAUUGUGGAGUAUCGGGACCUGGAUGCCCCAGAUGAUGUUGAUUUCUUUUGAACUGUGCACUUGCUCUCCCUCCCUCCCGACCACCUAUACCUGUGACUGACGACCACCUAUACCUGUGACCGCUUUGUCCCAUUAGCUGAGAAUUUUUCUGUAUGUUAGCAUUCCUGCCAGUAAAAGCACUUGGGUAGUAGUGUCUCUUAA